Baudoinia panamericana UAMH 10762 is the source of this 318-nucleotide messenger RNA. RefSeq lists its product as uncharacterized. The transcript has a single exon. Lineage: Eukaryota; Fungi; Ascomycota; Dothideomycetes; Mycosphaerellales; Teratosphaeriaceae. The record is from RefSeq and is a predicted model, not a curated record. Bases 1 to 318 code for a protein of 105 amino acids.
AUGCCUUCGAAGGACUCUACACACCAUCCCACGGCACGGCCACAGCGCUAUGCGCCGCAAAAGGCGCAACGAACGCCCGCGAAGCCGAAAGCGAAGCAUGUCCACUUCGGCGGAGCGACUGUCAUACCAUCCGAAACGAGGCCUGGAUUAUCGCGACGGACCAGCUCUCGGCCAGUGACGGAACGCAAGUCGUCCUACAAUAAGCCCAAGCUAUCUGAGCGAAAGUCGUCGCAUUCUUCGCAGUCCGCCACGAGACGAUCCAAAUACGCUGCCAAGGACGAGAACGGAAGAAGCUACGAAGUUAUCGUCAACAGAUGA